This is a messenger RNA of Engraulis encrasicolus (European anchovy), 1309 nucleotides long. It is a transcript of the gene tbpl2, whose product is annotated as TATA box binding protein like 2. The record is from RefSeq and is a predicted model, not a curated record. Gene Ontology annotation, biological process: DNA-templated transcription initiation. Lineage: Eukaryota; Metazoa; Chordata; Actinopteri; Clupeiformes; Engraulidae. Gene Ontology annotation, molecular function: RNA polymerase II general transcription initiation factor activity; DNA binding. Bases 50 to 1033 code for a protein of 327 amino acids. The transcript has 7 exons.
ACAUGCUGAUUGAUGUACCAGUACACUCCAUAACGAAAUCAAUGCGCGCAUGGAUGAAGAGUCGACAAUGGAGGGCUUCUUUCAGGAGUCUGUUAAUGACCCCACUGAUUACCUGUUCGAGGGGGACUUGGGCUUGCAGGCCCCUCUGCAGCUCCAGGACCCCUCCUUCCUCAACAUGGGCGGUGGUGGGCGGCAGGACAGCAGCAAUCUCACUGAGGACCUGGACCUCAGCUUCCUACCAGACGAGCUCAGCACACAGGACGAACCAGCGCAGGAUUCACAGCAACAGCAGGACCCGGCUUCAUCAUCUCAACAUGAGCAGAGCCAGAACGACAGCGGCGUCUUCACAGAGGGCACACCGGUGUCUGCGGAGGGGGCAUCACAGGCCAUGGCUGCUGGGCAGACCUAUGACGGCACGUCGGCGGCACCUCAGUUCUACCCCAUGACCCCCAUGACGCCCAUGACACCCGUCACGCCUCUGACCGAGGCCAGCAAUAUUGUCCCCAUGCUACAGAACAUUGUAUCAACAGUCAAUCUGCACUGCCGCCUUGACCUGAAGUACAUCGCCCUGCAGGCCAGGAAUGCUGAAUAUAACCCAAAGCGAUUUGCUGCGGUCAUCAUGCGGAUCAGGGAGCCCAGGACAACAGCACUCAUCUUCAGCUCUGGAAAGAUGGUCUGCACAGGAGCCAAAAGUGAAGAGCAGUCCAGGCUGGCUGCCCGCAAGUAUGCGCGUGUGGUGCAGAAGCUGGGCUUCCCCGCCAGAUUCCUGGAAUUCAAGAUCCAGAACAUGGUGGGCAGCUGUGAUGUUCUCUUCCCCAUCCGCCUGGAAGGCCUUGUGCUUACCCACAGACAGUUCUGCAGCUAUGAACCAGAGCUCUUCCCUGGUUUGAUCUACAGAAUGGUACAGCCACGCAUCGUGCUUUUGAUUUUUGUAUCAGGGAAAGUGGUACUGACAGGGGCCAAAGAACGAAGUGAGAUUUAUGAGGCCUUUGAGAACAUCUACCCAAUACUGAGGGGUUUCAAAAAAGUCUGAAGACUGUUUGUACUGUGAAGAGGUUCGAUCUCAUGUCUUCCAUAGCCUACUUCAGAAGCUUCACUUGAAGAAUUGUUUCUGUUUGUUUUUACUGAUGUUUGAAAAGUGUAUAGGCCUAAGUGUCUUAUUUGGAACUGCCAUAAUGUUAUCAAAAUAUUGUUUUGUGAUUUACAUGUUCGUUUGUUUACUUUUUUUGUAUGUGCGUACUGCUUUGUCAUAUUACAACUUUUCUGAAAGGUAGGCAAAUAAACAACCAAAUAAAUCAGAUAAAUGUGA